UCAACUAUAGAAUUGAAUUUGUGGUUUCUAAAGUUUGAGAAGAAAUUGAGCAAUCUCUACAAUUCUAUUAUAGACAAAACUAGUGAUUCUUUAGUUCUUAUUGAUUCUCUUUCCAUGCCAUGGUUUGUCCUUCCUCUCUCAACCAAUACUCUCAUCUUCAUGUUGCAGCCUCAUUCAGAAACUUUUUCUUCUUCAUUCCUACUACCUUAGCUCUCUUAUUCUUAACCUCUCUUUCCAUUCUCUUCUAUGUUUACACUACCUCCAUCAUCUUCAUCAACCACCAUCAACACCACCACCUCCAAUCCACUUCUCAGUACUUCACUUCACUAUCUUCCCUUCCCGUUCUUCUUUCUCCAACCACCACCUUACACAACAAUGCUUCUGAGUUCACCAAGUUUCAGACUUUCCAAUUGGGUCAUGGCCUUCCACCACAAAGUCAACGGGGUCUGCCAUCUCAAUCCAACUCAACUAGAAAAUUAGAGAAAAACAACAACUUGUUCCAUGAUAGAGAUCUCUUUCUGGAAGACUAUAAAGAAAUGAAUAGGAGCUUUAAGAUAUAUGUUUAUCCUCACAGGGAAGAUGACCCUUUUGCAAACGUGCUUUUGCCAAUGAAACAUGAACCUGGUGGAAAUUAUGCCAGUGAAAGUUACUUCAAAAAAGUGCUUAUGAAGAGUCAUUUCAUUACAAAUGAUCCAACAGAAGCAGACCUUUUCUUUAUGCCUUUUUCCAUAGCAAGUUUGCGGCAUGAUCCUCGAGUUGGUGUGGAAGGUAUUCAAGAUUUCAUUAGAGACUAUGUUCAGAAUAUCGUUCACAAGUAUCCUUAUUGGAACCGCACCGGAGGUGCGGAUCACUUUUAUGUGGCAUGUCAUUCAAUUGGAAGGUCUGCAAUGGAGAAAGCACCUGAUGUCAAAUUCAAUGCUAUUCAAGUUGUUUGUUCAUCAAGCUAUUUCCUAACUGGCUAUAUUGCUCAUAAGGAUACAUGUUUACCUCAAAUUUGGCCUAGAAAACAAAAUCCCCCCAACCUUGUUUCAUCAAAUAGGAAAAAGCUAGCUUUCUUUGCCGGAGGAGUUAAUUCCCCAGUACGGAUAAAACUUCUUGAGACAUGGAAAAAUGAUUCAGAAAUCUUUGUUCACCAUGGAAGACUGAAAACACCAUACGCGGACGAGUUAUUAGGAAGCAAGUUUUGUCUUCAUGUUAAAGGCUUUGAAGUGAACACAGCUCGAAUCGGAGAUUCGUUAUAUUAUGGUUGUGUUCCAGUGAUCAUUGCCAAUUAUUAUGAUCUUCCAUUUGCAGAUGUGUUAAACUGGAAGAGCUUUUCUGUUGUUGUCACUACAUUAGACAUACCUUUAUUGAAAAAGAUCUUGAAAGGUAUAAGUUCUGAUGAGUAUUUGAUGCUACAAAGGAAUGUGUUGAAGGUGAGGAAACACUUCCAAUGGCAUUCACCUCCCAUUGACUUUGAUGCAUUCUACAUGGUUGUGUAUGAAUUAUGGCUUAGACGAAGUUCUAUAAUAAUUUCAUUGGGGGAUUCUAGGGACUAGGAACUAAACUAGAUUUAUUUGAGUGUUGAAUUGGUUACUCUAUAUAAUAGAGCUAUUCAGAAAUAAAUAAUUUGUUGUAUUAAUUGUACAUAAUUACUACCAAAGUGCUUCACAUAAAUAUGCUUAGUUUAUGAAAACAUGGAACAUAAAAA
Molecule: messenger RNA, 1690 nt
Organism: Cicer arietinum (chickpea)
Lineage: Eukaryota; Viridiplantae; Streptophyta; Magnoliopsida; Fabales; Fabaceae
Product: probable glycosyltransferase At5g03795
Molecular function (GO): glycosyltransferase activity
Source: RefSeq, a predicted model, not a curated record